Amblyraja radiata (thorny skate) is the source of this 2439-nucleotide messenger RNA. Its product is annotated as gamma-aminobutyric acid receptor subunit beta-1. Gene Ontology annotation, molecular function: extracellular ligand-gated monoatomic ion channel activity; GABA-A receptor activity. Gene Ontology annotation, biological process: monoatomic ion transmembrane transport. The transcript is spliced from 9 exons. Bases 201 to 1631 code for a protein of 476 amino acids. The record is from RefSeq and is a predicted model, not a curated record. NCBI's taxonomy places the organism in Eukaryota, Metazoa, Chordata, Chondrichthyes, Rajiformes, Rajidae. Gene Ontology annotation, cellular component: membrane.
GAGAGAGAGAGAGAGAAAUACCUUUAAGGAUCUGAUCGUUUGACUAUUUUUGCAAGGGAAGUUAUUUCCACAGCAAACAGUCUAUUUGAUGUUGUGCAAGCUACGCGCAUGCGUUGCGCCUCGGAAUUAUUGUACAGCCUUGGACUAAGUUGCAUUCCUUGAAUCCUCGCUCUAAGCCCCUUCUAUAUUCAAAGUUAGGAAUGUGGAGUGUCCAAGACAGAGGAUGCUUCGGGAUUCUGUCGUUGCCCGUGCUGGUGGCCAUGGUCUGCUAUGCCCAGAGAGUAAAUGAGUCCAGCAACAUGUCAUAUGUGAAAGAAACCGUGGAUAACUUGCUGAAAGGAUAUGACAUUCGAUUAAGACCAGAUUUCGGAGGUCUCCCUGUGGACGUUGGUAUGAGCAUAGACAUUGCCAGCAUAGACAUGGUCUCUGAAGUCAAUAUGGAUUACACUCUGACAAUGUACUUCCAGCAGUCGUGGAGAGAUAAGCGGCUAUCUUACUCUGGAAUACCUCUGAACCUCACCUUAGACAACAGGGUGGCUGAUCAGCUUUGGGUUCCCGACACCUAUUUCAUUAAUGACAAGAAAUCAUUUGUGCACGGCGUGACAGUGAAGAACCGUAUGAUUCGCCUCCACCCAGACGGCACAGUCCUCUACAGCUUGAGAAUCACAACCACAGCAGCAUGUAUGAUGGACCUGAGGAGAUAUCCCUUAGAUGAGCAGAACUGCACACUUGAAAUAGAGAGCUAUGGGUACACAACAGAUGACAUUGAAUUUCAGUGGACAGGUGGCCGUUAUGCAGUCACAGGAGUGGAGAAGAUCGAACUGCCACAGUUUUCCAUUGUCGAGCACAAACUAGUGUCAAAGAGAGCAGUUUUUGCCACAGGUUCUUAUCCAAGACUAUCGCUGAGUUUUCGAUUGAAAAGAAAUAUUGGUUAUUUCAUCUUGCAGACAUACAUGCCGUCAACAUUAAUCACAAUUUUGUCAUGGGUCUCCUUCUGGAUCAACUAUGAUGCUUCUGCUGCAAGAGUUGCUCUAGGAAUCACAACUGUGCUUACCAUGACAACCAUCAGCACUCACCUUAGGGAAACGCUUCCCAAGAUCCCCUAUGUCAAGGCCAUUGACAUUUACCUGAUGGGUUGCUUUGUCUUUGUGUUCCUGGCUUUGUUGGAGUAUGCAUUCGUUAACUAUAUAUUCUUUGGAAGAGGGCCACAGCUUCAGAAGAAAGCAGCUGAGGAAGACACUCAGAACCAAGUGAAAGCCAGACUGGGAAACAACAAAGCUCAGGUAGAUGCCCACGGAAAUAUUCUCCUGACCACUCUCGAAAUUAGAAAUGAAAUCACGGGAUCCGAGAUGUUGACGAAUAUCAAUGAUCCACGAACCACCAUGUUUGCUUAUGACAGUGCCGGCAUUCAGCACAGAAGACCAGCUGCAAGCAGGGAUGGCUAUGGGAGAAGUGCAUUGGAAAGGCACAUGGUUCAGAAGAAGGGACGUUUACGACGACGGACGUCUCAGCUGAAAAUAAAAAUCCCAGAUCUGGCUGAUGUUAACGCCAUAGACAGGUGGUCACGGGUGGUCUUUCCUGUCACAUUUGGGUUUUUUAACUUGGUUUACUGGCUUUACUAUGUGCACUAGCUUAAUUAUUAUGUACUGUGCUCUUAGAUUUCCUUCUUGUUUUCGUUAAAUAACCCUUAAAGAACUGUAAUAGCAAUAUAGCCACAAAUCUCAAGGUAAGAUAUUCAGCCCUAUUGUUGUUUUGGGGAUUAAACACAUAAUUCAGUUUGUCAAUGAACUUGAGUCUGACGACUAUGAAUGGUUUGGCUUUAAAAUAAAAUACCACAGUGGAAUGUUUAAAUCCUAGCCACAGCCACUCAAUAUCUUCUGUUUUAAACAUGAAUCAAAUUCUGUUAUUUUAAGCACACCCAUAAUAUUCUUUGGCCCUCCCCCACUGCCGAGGUAGAGAACAAACCAUAUUGAAUUGCAGAUUAUAUAUAACGCUAGUUGUUACUGUUGAUGAUAUUAGUAGCUUAAAGCCUUUAGAUGCCAUUCCUCCAAACUCUAUUUCAGAUUGCGUUGCCCAUUUUACUUUGACAGAAUUAAUGGAAAAUAAUGGGCAAAGCAAUAUUCUUUGAAGGAAGCAGGCACUCAGCUGCUAUUAAGAGAAAUUCUAAUUUCUGGGCCAAAUCGUUAAGCAGGCAGCAAAGAGCAGUAGAAGAGGUGGGGUGAUUACAUUACUGUGACCAGGCAACCUAAUCACACUUCAUGGCCAAUUCCCACCAGAUCAAGUGUAAUAUUCAUUAAUUAGACUAGCAAUGAUGAUUAUGCAAAAGGGAAGCGGGGAGCUAAUUAGCAUUCAAAAAUUGGAGCUCCAAUGACUCCUUCACUGUAUGACACAACUCUGAGUGCCUGCACUUCCCUUAAAGCCCCUGUCCCACUUAGGAAA